AUGGAGGAGCAACCACAAGAACAGAGGAAGAUGGUGAAGCCUUCCACUCCCUCCCUUCCAUAUCCUCAAAGGUUCAACAAUGAGCUAAAAGACCAACAGUUCCCCAAAUUCCUAGAAGUCUUUAAGAAGCUGGAAAUCAAUAUUUCACUUGCAGAGGCAUUGGAACAAAUGCCCUUGUAUGCAAAAUUCUUAAAAGAACUCAUUAACAAAAAGAGAUGCUGGGAUGAAAAAGAAACAGUAAUGCUCACUCAAGAAUGCAGUGCAGUGAUUCAAAGGGGUAUUCCACCAAAGCUUAAAGACCCAGGGAGUUUUGUCAUAUCAUGCACCAUAGGCAAAAUAACAUUAGAGAAAGCUCUUUGUGAUUUGGGUGCCAGCAUCAAUUUGAUGCCCCUCUCAAUGAUGAAAAAGCUUGCCAUAGAAGAAAUCAAACCCACCAGGAUGUCACUUGUAAUGGCAGAUAGAUCAAUCAAGAUUCCCAAUGGAGUUAUGGAAAACUUAUUAGUGAAGGUUAGAGAGUUCAUCUUCCCUGCCGACUUUGUGAUAAUGGACACAGAAGAAGAAGGAAAUAAUUCAAUCAUCCUGGGAAGACACUUUCUUGCCACAACAAGGGCCAUUAUUGAUGUAGAAAAGGAAGAGAUGAUUUUCAGGGUGCACAAUGAGCAAAUGAUCAUCAGUAUUUUCAAAUCAAUGCAACAUCCUCCUGAGCAAGAGAACUACAUGAGAGUGGACAUGAUAGAGGGUCUGGUGGAAGAAGAAUUUGAAGCAAUCAGUCAAGAAGAACAAGGAGAAGAGAUAAAAAUAGCUCAAGAUACCUUAAAGGAACAAGUGACUGAAGCUUCUUCUGAAAGAAAGGCAGAGGAGAAGCCAAGUCAAGAAUUGAAACCUUUGCCUCCACACCUCAAAUAUGCAUUCCUUGGUACAACAGAUAACUUCCCUGUGAUCAUCAACUCCACCUUGAGUGAAGAAGAAGAAGGAAGGCUCCUUGAUGUGUUAAGAACUCACAAAGAUGCACUAGGAUGGACCAUUGAUGAUCUGAAGGGCAUAAGUCUUGCUAUAUACAUUGCAAACUAUAAGGUUGGAAGAAAGAUCCCUCAAGAAUUUACCAAGCAGCAAGUGAAGAAGUUGCUCAAUGAAGCCAAGAAGUUCUUGUGGGAUAAACCAUUCUUAUUCAAGAGAUGUCUAGAUGGGAUGAUUAGGAAAUGUGUUCCUGAAAAUGAGAUGAAAGACAUAUUGUGGCAUUGUCAUGGCUCAGCCUAUGGUGGUCAUUUCGGGCCAGAAAGAACGACUGCCAAGGUACUCCAAAGUAGGUUUUAUUGGCCAACCAUCUUCAAGGAUGCCAGGGAGUUUGUUCACCUAUGCAAUGAGUGCCAGAAAGCUGGAGGAUUGACAAGAAGGAAUGAGAUGCCUUAG
Messenger RNA from Arachis stenosperma, 1410 nucleotides. RefSeq lists its product as uncharacterized. The transcript is spliced from 2 exons. The record is from RefSeq and is a predicted model, not a curated record. Lineage: Eukaryota; Viridiplantae; Streptophyta; Magnoliopsida; Fabales; Fabaceae. The coding region runs from base 1 to 1410 and encodes 469 amino acids.